Molecule: messenger RNA, 1347 nt
Organism: Miniopterus natalensis
Lineage: Eukaryota; Metazoa; Chordata; Mammalia; Chiroptera; Miniopteridae
Gene: LGALS3
Product: galectin 3
Biological process (GO): positive chemotaxis; negative regulation of extrinsic apoptotic signaling pathway; neutrophil chemotaxis
Cellular component (GO): cytoplasm; immunological synapse; nucleus
Molecular function (GO): disaccharide binding; IgE binding; laminin binding
Source: RefSeq, a predicted model, not a curated record
UAUGGCCCUUGCGUCCAGGGUUCAGAACAUCCACUAGUGUCACUGGACUUUAAAGCUAUGGCUGAAAGAGUUUGGUAAUCCAGCUGGAGUGCAUCUCCACCCUUUGAUGAGACACUUUUGUGGUUCCACGCUAUUGAUUUAAACGUGUUUUGGAAAUAGAUUGGCUUAUACUGGAAGAAUGCCUGUAAAUCUACUAGAACUACACAACAAACUAUUUGUGAUGUUAAAUCUAAAUGGAAACUUGUGAAAUCUAUUCAGAUAAAAUCAUAACCUAUCUUCUUUUUUUCUUUCUCAGGAAAAUGGCAGACAGUUUUUCGCUUAAUGAUGCCCUUUCUGGGUCUGGGAACCCAAACCCUCAAAGAUGGCCUGGUCCAUGGGGAAACCAGCCUGCUGGGGCAGGAGGCUACCCAGGGGCCGCCUAUCCUGGGGCUUACCCUGGAGAGGCACCUCCUGCCGUCUGCCCUGCAGCUCCUGAAAACUACCCCGGACCGGCUGCUCCUGGCGCCUACCCUGGGCUUCCUGGAAACGCUUACCCUGGACAGGCGCCUCCUGGUGCUUACCCCGGACAGGCGCCUCCUGGUGCUUACCCUGGACAGGCGCCUCCUGGUGCUUACCCUGGACAGGCACCUCCUGGUGCUUACCCCGGACAGUCGCCUCCUGGUGUCUACCCUAGUCCCACAGCACCUGCUUAUCCCGGACCAACUGCACCAGGAACCCACCCUGGACAUCCAAGUGGGCCCGGGGCCUACCCUGGUGCCGGCCCCACUGGUGUCCCUGCUGGACCACUGACUGUGCCUUAUAACCUGGCUUUCCCCGGAGGAAUCAUGCCUCGCAUGCUGGUAACCAUUAUGGGCACAGUAAAGCCCAAUGCAAACAGCAUUGUUUUAGAUUUCAAGACAGGGAAUGAAAUCGCCUUCCACUUUAACCCACGCUUCAAUGAGGACAACAAGAGAGUCAUUGUAUGCAAUUCAAAGCUGAGUAACACCUGGGGAAAGGAAGAAAGACAGACGAUUUUCCCAUUUGAAAGUGGUAAACCAUUCAAAAUCCAAGUACUGGUGGAAGCUGACCACUUCAAGGUUGCGGUCAACGAUGCUCACUUGUUGCAGUACAAUCAUCGGGUGAAAAAUCUCAGGGAAAUCAGUGCAUUGGGAAUUUCUGGUGACGUGAGUCUCACCAGUGCUUCACACAUUAUGAUAUAAUCUUAAAGGGGCAGAUAUUCUUUUAAAAAAUGAAACUGAAUAAAUCUUACCCAUUUAAGUUUCAUGUUCACUGUAAGGGAAACAUUUUACCUUUAUUCAACAACAUCCUUCUUGUAAAUCAUCCAUUUAAUAAAUAUUCUAAGAGUUA